CAAAAGAUUAAACAUGAAGAAUCUUUAUAAUGCAAUAAUGGUGUUGUUUCUAGUUGUUACGACGACGACCACGGGCUUGCUCUCGUGUGCUCACUCCGACAAUGGUCAGGAGAUGAUCUCCAUGGUCGUUGACGAUAAUGAUUCUUCGGCACAACAGACAGAGAAAAUUAAGGCCGACAAUAGCAGGCGGCCACUAGUAGUUCAAACCGGGCGAUCCAUGUUGAAAGAUGGAAAGUUAUCGAAUAUUUUGCGGAAUGGGAGAGAGAAUUGUGUUGGCGUUGACCAGCCAUGUGGGGCCUUUGACUAUUGCUGCGACGGCUUACAUUGUGACGGAACUUUUGACGGAAGAUGUCGCGAAGGCCAAGGUGAUUGUAUUAAACUUGACCAGCCAUGUGGGGUGCUUGACCACUGCUGCAGUGACUUACAUUGUGACGGAUAUUUUGACGGAAGAUGCAGAGCACCGGAUUACUGCAUACCUGUAGGACAAUCUUGCGGCGCAACCCGCAUCCCUUGCUGCGAUCAAGGGUCGUGUGACGGGCUUAUCUCUGGAACAUGCCGACCCAAGGACUACUGCCUACCUGGAGGGGCUGCUUGCGAAUAUUCGAUAUACAAUUGUUGUCAUGGAUUUUGUUAUGUCGACCCCGUGAGGGGGGGAUCAGCAUAUUGCGUGUAAUAAAAGAUUACUCGUAUAUAUUUGCUGCUGCAUGCCUUGUACGUACGUACGUGUAAUAAUAAUGCAUGCAUCCAUGCAAGCACGAUGAUGUGUAGUCCUUGAAAUGGACAACUUAACUUUAAAUGUCUGUUUAAGUAUGUAUGCUUUUCAAUUAAUGGGAUGAAUCUAAAAUCCUUCUCUUUGUUAAAA
Messenger RNA from Erigeron canadensis, 862 nucleotides. RefSeq lists its product as uncharacterized. Lineage: Eukaryota; Viridiplantae; Streptophyta; Magnoliopsida; Asterales; Asteraceae. The record is from RefSeq and is a predicted model, not a curated record. The transcript has 2 exons. The coding region runs from base 14 to 673 and encodes 219 amino acids.